This is a messenger RNA of Saprolegnia parasitica CBS 223.65, 1231 nucleotides long. RefSeq lists its product as hypothetical. NCBI's taxonomy places the organism in Eukaryota, Oomycota, Saprolegniomycetes, Saprolegniales, Saprolegniaceae. The transcript has a single exon. The coding region runs from base 1 to 1173 and encodes 390 amino acids. The record is from RefSeq and is a predicted model, not a curated record. Gene Ontology annotation, molecular function: protein binding.
AUGCCGCGCGCAUCGAGCAGCGCGACGACGCUGCCGUCGCCCAUGGAUAUGACGCCCGAAGGCGCUCGUAUUAGCGCGCUCGUAUCGACGGGCAUCCUCGACACCGUGCCCGAGCCAACCUUUGAUGCUAUCUGCGAAGCCGCAGCCCACGCGUAUCACUGCCCCAUGGCUGCUGUCACGUUCAUCGACAACACGCGACAGUGGUUCAAAGCGGCGAGAGGCCUCUCGCGCGAGUACUUUCUGAGCUCUGAGAGUCUCUGCAACACGGUCGUGACGUCGACCACGCCGCUGAUCGUCGUGAACGCGACAAAGGAUCCUCGUUUUCGAGCCCACCCACUCGUCGUUGCCGCGCCACGCGUGCGCUUCUUUGCAAGCGCGCCCAUUCUCUUACCGGGCUCGUCUAUCGUACUCGGCACGGUCAUCGUCCUCGACACGAAGGCACACUCGAAGACACAGUCCACGGAGCGCCUUAUUGCACUCGCUGCCGCUGCUGGUCGCCUCGUUGUCACCGAGCCAUGUGGCGGGCGCAAGAAGCUGCAUCAGAACGCGUUUUAUUUUCCAACCAAAGACGAGUUUGCCGCUGCGAGGGCAGUCGGGCAACCAACGGACCCGUCGGACUCGAUUAACUGGUGUGCAUCGAGCCGGCUACGUUACGUGCGGCGCCGUGACUUUCAGCGCAUUGAUUUGAAGCCUCGUGGCCCCAUCGCGUUUGACGCACCGAUUUGCUCGGCGAGCUUGAUCGACGAGGACUGCCAGCGCUUUAUUGUCCAUGGAAAGCGCGUGCGCGUGCACCGAAGAGACGCACUAGACGCACACGUCGUCCGCACCAAGGCCGCCGUCUGGGUCAGCGACACAUCGCUGGACCCUCGUUUUCGCGACCACCCGUGGGUUCAAGGCGCGACGUCAAGUCCGUUCCGACGCCCGAUCCGGUUCUACGCGUGUCUCCCAAUCUACUACAAGAACGAGCUCCUCGGUACAUACUUUGCUAUGGACUUUGUACCGCGCUACAACGCGUCGUUCGAGGACUGGAAGGCGCUCAACAACGAUGCCUACCCCCACGCAAGCGCGAUCGAGGUUGAAAUGGCCCUUACGACACCACUUGUCUGCAUACCCUGUGCGUGGGUCACCGACCUCGUGCACUGGUGGAAGUGGCGCCAUGCUUCCGACGCAUAACAUUGCACAACAUAUAUGGCUCUACAGUUGACACUAAAAUAGACAAGUUGUUCGUGGA